AUGGCCUCCAUCACAUGCCAUCGUCACCUUCCUCCUGGCCCUGGUGGCUAUGACCACUACGUCCACCACCAUAAUAGUGAUGUCCCUCCACUACAUCUAGCUGCAUCGACCCUUGCAGCCCCUAGUUCCGCUCCACUCUGCUCCGAUCCCAAGCAGGACGUAUCGUCCAUUCCUACGUCGCUGGCAGUACCAGUGCCAGUGCCAGUGCCAGUGGCUUCGCUUGAUACCUCGUCCCAUACUAGUACUGCCGCUGCUGCCUCUGAGAAACCUCACUCUUGCCAUUCUCUUGACCUUGCGGGGAGCGUAUAUAUCCUCUCUGAGGCAAGGUUGAGCAAAGGAGCCAAAUCCACCAGAGCUGCGAACGGCGGUAUGCUUGACCAUUCCUCACCACUGCCCGUGUCCGAUAAGCUGCGGACGCCAGAGCGGAGACGGACAGUAUCCCCUUCCACAAGGUCUUCCGGUGAAAUUCGUUCGACUUCUCGCAGUACCCGGCGCUCUGGAGGUGGAAAUGGAGGUGGUGAUGGAGGUCAUAGCCAUAGUCGUCGGAGCUCGCUUCACUCUCACCGCCGUACAGUUACCACCACCUCCCUGACACCUUCUAGACCAGACUCACCGGUCCGGCGUGAGAAUCUCAUAGCCCUACAUCGAGAGUCUUGUCGCCUUUUCCAGGAUAACAACCUUGCCUCUACCACCGCCGCUGUCACCCGCCAGUCAUCCUUCUCUUCUUCCCCGCCAUUUACUCCCCGUCAAGCAAGAACAUACUCCAACGUCAGCUCACCUCCCGUAACGCCAAUUCUUGAACGCCACCAUUCCUCAACUUUCCGCCACUCAUACUCUUCCAGCAACUUACAUGCCAACCACGGAACCGUCCCGGUCUCGCGCGUGGAAGUUAAUCUCUCCGCCGAGACAAAACCGACUAUAAUCGAAUGGACAUCUCCCUCCACCCGGCGCCGCGAGUACAAGGAAAUCGACCGCGCGAGCAGCGGCGUCCGAGGGCUCUGGCGCCGCGUCGCACCCCGGUGGUGCCAGUUCGGCGAUAAGCGGAUUCCCUUCUUCGAGGAGGAAAGGGACGGCAAAGCGAAUUAUGAGGGGAGCGUCCGCAGGUUUCGGAUGGAUCUCCCUGAUGAGCUGGAGUCCGGUGAAUAUCGGAAUCAGGGCCGGCGCGGACUCGGGAUGAAACUGAAGCCGAGGUUGGUUGUGCAAGUUAAGAGGAGCAAGACGAGUAUGAGCUGGUUAUGA
Aspergillus nidulans FGSC A4 is the source of this 1239-nucleotide messenger RNA. RefSeq lists its product as uncharacterized. Bases 1 to 1239 code for a protein of 412 amino acids. The record is from RefSeq and is a predicted model, not a curated record. NCBI's taxonomy places the organism in Eukaryota, Fungi, Ascomycota, Eurotiomycetes, Eurotiales, Aspergillaceae. The transcript has a single exon.